Peromyscus californicus insignis is the source of this 7700-nucleotide messenger RNA. RefSeq names its product RNA polymerase I subunit B (gene Polr1b). The coding region runs from base 484 to 3891 and encodes 1135 amino acids. NCBI's taxonomy places the organism in Eukaryota, Metazoa, Chordata, Mammalia, Rodentia, Cricetidae. Gene Ontology annotation, cellular component: nucleus; RNA polymerase I complex. Gene Ontology annotation, biological process: DNA-templated transcription. Gene Ontology annotation, molecular function: DNA binding; ribonucleoside binding; DNA-directed RNA polymerase activity. The transcript is spliced from 15 exons. The record is from RefSeq and is a predicted model, not a curated record.
AGGAAGGAAGGAAGGAAGAAUUGGAUAGAGAGGACAGAGGUUGGUGCCCAACAUCUUGGUUGAAGCCAAGACUCCAGAAUCUCUUAGGGUCAGCAUCAGGAUGUACUUGGAAAGCUGCCCAAAGGAACAGGAGAGAAUCUUUGAAGAUAGUUCUAUUAGGUCCUAAUUGACUGAUUGAGCGAAUAAGGGCCACAGAGGUCACACACUAAAGUGGAGUGGGUUUUAUUUAGAGCGGUUUGGUGGGUUUAUUUAGAGGAUACAGCUGAGAGAAGAGGCGGAUCCGCCUGCGUGUAGUUUAACCGGCCUAAUCACACCACGGUUUUGGUUCCCAGUCGACCCUGCAAAAUGGAAGGACCAGGGUAGGGCGGGCAGAACAAGAGGAACUACAUUUCCCAGCAGGCCGUGGGGGUCUGGGACUCCGGCCAUUCCUGCCGGCCCGAGUGGAGUCACAACUCUGGUCUCCGGUCCCGGGGUGGCAGAAGCAUGGAUGUCGACGGCCGGUGGCGGAGCCUGCCUAGCGGGCCAAGCCUAAAGCAUUUGACCGACCCUUCGUACGCGAUUCCCCCGGAGCAGCAAAAGGCGGCGUUGCAGGACCUAACGCGGGCGCACGUGGACUCCUUCAACUACGCGGUGCUGGAGGGGCUGAGCCACGCGGUGCAGGCCAUACCACCCUUUGAAUUUGCUUUCAAAGAUGAGCGCAUCUCUCUUACUAUUGUGGAUGCUGUCAUCAGUCCGCCAUCGGUGCCCAAAGGGACCAUCUGCAAAGAGCUCAGCGUUUAUCCAGCCGAGUGCCGGGGCCGGAGGAGCACCUACCGCGGGAAGCUGACGGCUGACAUCAGCUGGGCAGUGAAUGGAGUCCCCAAAGGGAUCAUUAAACAGUUUCUCGGCUAUGUUCCCAUCAUGGUAAAGUCUAAGCUUUGCAACUUGUGCAACCUUCCUCCUCAAGCCCUCAUUAAGCACCAUGAGGAGGCAGAGGAAAUGGGAGGUUAUUUUAUAAUCAAUGGCAUUGAAAAAGUCAUCCGAAUGUUGAUUAUGCCUCGGAGAAAUUUCCCCAUUGCAAUGAUAAGACCAAAGUGGAAAAGCAGAGGGCUUGGCUAUACUCAUUUCGGGAUUUCAAUGCACUGUGUGAGAGAAGAGCAUUCUGCUGUCAAUAUGAACCUUCACUAUGUGGAGAAUGGCACGGUUAUGUUGAACUUUAUUUACCGGAAAGAGCUGUUUUUCCUUCCUUUGGGAUUUGCGCUUAAGGCUCUUGUGAGCUUUUCCGAUUAUCAGAUUUUCCAGGAGCUCAUCAAAGGCAAAGAGGAAGACUCCUUCUUUAAGAAUUCUGUUUCUCAGAUGUUGAGGAUUGUCAUGGAAGAGGGUUGCUCCACUCAGAAGCAGGUCCUUAACUAUCUGGGUGAACGCUUCAGAGUGAAGCUCAAUCUUCCUGACUGGUACCCGAAUGAGGAGGCGGCCAAGUUCCUGUUCAAUGAGUGCAUCUGUAUCCACUUGAAAUCCGAUACUGAGAAGUUUUAUCUGCUUUGUCUCAUGACCCGGAAGCUCUUUGCUUUAGCCAGAGGAGAGUGCAUGGAGGACAACCCUGAUAGUUUAGUGAAUCAAGAAGUCCUUACGCCUGGUCAGCUCUUCCUGAUGUUUCUGAAGGAAAAAAUGGAAAAUUGGCUAGUGUCUAUUAAAAUAGCUUUAGAUAAGAGGGCUCAGAAGACCAACGUAUCCAUAAACAAUGAAAAUUUGUUGAAGAUAUUUAGUAUGGGAUCAGAACUAACAAAACCAUUUGAAUAUCUUCUUGCUACUGGGAAUCUGCGUUCAAAAACAGGUCUCGGCUUCCUGCAAGAUUCUGGCCUGUGUGUUGUGGCUGACAAGCUGAACUUCAUUCGCUAUCUCUCCCACUUCCGCUGUGUGCACAGAGGGGCUGACUUUGCCAAGAUGAGGACCACCACAGUGCGCAGGCUGCUUCCAGAGUCCUGGGGCUUCCUCUGCCCUGUGCAUACCCCAGACGGGGCACCGUGUGGGCUGCUGAACCACCUGACUGCCAUAUGUGAGGUCGUCACAAAGUUUGUGUACACAGCGUCUAUUCCAGCCUUGCUCUGUGGCUUAGGAGUCACUCCUGUCGAUGCGGCACCUUGUCGGCCCUACAGUGACUGCUACCCUGUCCUGCUGGAUGGCGUCAUGGUGGGCUGGGUGGACAAGGAGCUUGCUCCUGACGUUGCGGACGCUCUCCGUCGCUUUAAGGUGUUGAGAGAAAAAAGAAUUCCUCCUUGGAUGGAGGUGGUCCUGGUCCCCAUGACAGGAAAACCAAGCCUGUACCCAGGGCUGUUCCUCUUCACCACUCCCUGCAGGCUGGUGAGGCCUGUGCAGAACUUGGAACUGGGUAAAGAAGAACUCAUUGGAACUAUGGAACAGCUCUUCAUGAACGUUGCCAUUUUUGAGGAUGAGGUUUUUGCUGGAACUUCCACACACCAGGAGCUCUUCCCUCAUAGCCUGCUGAGUGUGAUCGCCAACUUCAUCCCCUUCUCCGAUCAUAACCAGAGUCCUCGGAACAUGUACCAGUGCCAGAUGGGUAAACAGACCAUGGGCUUCCCACUGCUCACUUAUCAAGACCGAUCGGAUAAUAAACUCUACCGUCUUCAGACACCUCAAAGCCCUCUAGUGAGACCGUGCAUGUAUGACUAUUAUGACAUGGACAACUAUCCAAUUGGGACAAACGCCAUUGUAGCUGUGAUCUCCUACACUGGCUAUGAUAUGGAAGAUGCCAUGAUUGUGAAUAAGGCUUCUUGGGAACGAGGCUUUGCUCAUGGAAGUGUCUACAAGUCUGAGUUCAUAGACCUCUCUGAAAAAUUUAAGCAAGGGGACGAUAGUCUUGUGUUUGGGGUCAAACCUGGUGACCCCCGGGUUAUGCAGAAGUUGGACGAUGAUGGAUUGCCAUUCAUAGGAGCAAAGCUGCAAUUUGGUGACCCCUACUACAGCUACCUAAACCUUAACACCGGGGAAGGCUUUGUGGUUUACUAUAAGAGUAAAGAAAAUUGUGUUGUGGACAACAUCAAAGUGUGUAGUAACGACACGGGCAGUGGGAAAUUCAAGUGUAUCUGUAUUACGAUACGAGUCCCUCGGAAUCCAACUAUUGGAGAUAAAUUUGCCAGCCGUCAUGGACAGAAGGGCAUUUUGAGCAGGUUGUGGCCAGCUGAGGACAUGCCUUUUACUGAGAGUGGGAUGGUGCCAGACAUUCUGUUUAACCCUCAUGGCUUUCCCUCCCGGAUGACCAUCGGUAUGUUAAUCGAAAGUAUGGCUGGGAAGUCUGCAGCUCUGCACGGUCUCUGCCAUGAUGCCACACCCUUCAUCUUCUCUGAGGAGAGCUCCGCCUUAGGGUACUUUGGGGAGAUGUUAAAGGCGGCUGGCUACAACUUCUAUGGCACCGAGAGGUUGUAUAGCGGCAUUAGCGGGAUGGAGCUGGAAGCAGAUAUUUUCAUCGGUGUGGUUUAUUACCAGCGCUUACGCCACAUGGUGUCAGACAAAUUUCAAGUUAGGACAACUGGAGCCAGGGACAAAGUCACCAACCAGCCUGUCGGGGGAAGAAACGUUCAGGGUGGAAUCCGCUUUGGGGAGAUGGAACGGGAUGCUCUCUUGGCACAUGGUACGUCCUUUCUCCUUCACGAUCGGCUCUUCAACUGCUCUGACCGCUCGGUUGCCCACGUAUGUGUGAAAUGUGGCAGUUUGCUCUCCCCACUACUUGAAAAACCUCCUCCUUCUUGGUCUGCAAUGCGCAACAGAAAAUAUAACUGCGCUGUCUGUGGCCGCAGUGACACAAUUGACACUGUCUCUGUGCCAUACGUUUUCCGGUAUUUUGUAGCUGAGUUGGCAGCUAUGAAUAUCAAAGUAAAACUGGAUGUCAUUUAACUUGAUCCCGCUGUUUGCCUUUCAGGCAAAUGCCUAGCCAGGGCCCUACGGCAGUACAUCAUAUAUAAUCUAUGCACAUGCACCGUGUGGCAGAGUAAUGUGUGAGGACCCCCUUUAAAGGCGAGCUCCACCCAUUCCUCGCUCUCUUUCCCACCGCUCCUCCUAGAGGCAAGCAGGCAGACAGGCCUUUGUGCCUCUCCCUUCCAAUCCCUCCCUCUCUUCUCUUUCUCUCCUCUCCUCUCUCCCCUCCCCUCCCCUCCUCCUCUCCUAUCCUCUUCUCAACUCUUGUCCAUCUGUCCCCCAUAAGACCUCCUUGUGAGCCCUGACACAUAGUGUGUCUGUCUGCUCUUGCCCGCCAUUUUUAACAACAUUGGUGCUGUGUGACUUGGCAGGCCAUCCUGGUGCCUCCUCCUGUCCGCUGGCAGUCUGAGGUGCACCAGGACCCUGAACCUGGUUCAUCUACAACCCCCUCUGCACAACACCGGCUACUAUGAUUGUUGACUUUCUCCUCAGGAAGGGGGUGGGGGACACCACCUUUGGGGCUUCGCUGGUCCCUUUUGCCAGCAAUCACCUCUGGCCAUUCCCCAUGAGUGAGGUCUCGUUCCUCGUCUAUCGAACCUACAUGUCCCUUGGCCCCUCCCCUCUGUGUGCCGACUCACUGGGCAGCUUGUACAUUUCUCAUCUCUUUGACCCAAACAUCCCUCGGGCUUAGCCCUGACCCCUGCUCUGUGUUUGACGAAUCACUGAACAGCCUGUGCUAUCUUAAUUGAUCCUUGCUUAAUUUCUGGGAUGCUAGAAAUUCUAAAGCCAUUGGAUCUCAGUUUUUUCGUUUUGUUUUUCCUCCUCUGCCUCACCCAUGGGGAAUAAGCCUAACAGUAAUAAAGCCCGACAUCUCCUCUGGAAUGUCUUUUAGAAAACCUCAAACCUCUAUGCUUAAUGCCCUGCUUAAAGACUUCUAAACUCAUCCGCCUUUGCACCCAGAAAUGGCCCAAAUACCACUUAGAUAACCGGUUAAAAUGGCCACCUAACGUCACUUUAGACCUCGAUAUUUUAUGGGAGCUUUCCAACUUUUGCCAGCGGACGGGUACAUGGAAGGAGUUGCCUUACAUACAAGCUUUCCAUAAAAGAAUCCAAUAUAUUACCCAAUCUUAUAGUCUCACCUUUCAUGAUAUAUAUAUGUUCCUAACUAACAACCCACUUCCUGAGGAGCACAAGCAAGUUUCGGAACAGGUUAGAAUACAUGCAGACAGAAUUCAUCAAACUAAUGCAGCAUGUCCACCCAGGGCCAAGGUGGUCCCCGAUCAAACGAGGCCCACGACGAGAUUAUAACACCCCAAGAGGUGCUCUAGCUAGAGACCAGUUUACAACCUGGCUCCUGGCGGGUCUCCGUAAGGCUGCCCUUAAACCAGUGAACUAUGAGAAACUCCCAGACUCAUAAAGGAGACUCACAGAACAAAUUUCAGUAUAACUCUACUAUUGCCUGCCCUCAGCAAUGAACCACCUGUGUCUCCUGGGUGCUAAGGUGUCACUAUGAUGAUGGGAAAGGAACAGGUACUUUAAGGUUUGGUUAGGUGGAGAUAGAAAAGCUUAACUGGUGAUAAGGAGAAUGAUUUGAGGUGUUCCAGCAGUCUCAAUAAUGUUCCAGCGCCCUCAUUGCCCACCCACUUGCCACCCCUAACUCCUCACUUUUUUAUAAUAAACAAAAGAGGGGAAUGUUAGCAUUUCAGGUAAAUACCUAGCUAGCGCCCAGGGCCUUAGGGUCCUAUGUUACCUAAUCUGUGCACUGCGUGGCUGUGUAAGCCUCCAUACACAUGCGCUAGGACCCCCUUUAAAGGCAAGCUCCGUCCAUUCCUCAUGCUCUUUCCCACCGCUCCUCACAGAGGCCAGCAGGCAGGCAGACCUUUGCGUCUCUCCCUUCCAAUCCCUCCCUCUCCUUCUCUCAACUCUUGUCUCCCUCCUCAAUAAACCCUCCACGUGAGCCCUGUUGCAUGGUGUCUCUUUCGGCUCUCGCCUGCCGUUUUUAACAACGCCGGCCAUCUGAGUGAAGAGAUUAGAACAAAAGGUGACUUUAAUCCAGUGAAGGUAUUAUGGAUUCACUCUGGAUCUAUACAAGAAUUUCAAUACUGACGCCAAGAACAGGCAGCUGAGAAUUCAAGACUUCCGUGCCUCUGAAACCUGCUGAAGUUGGUUUGUUAUAUUUGUUUAAAAAUGUUCUUAAAUGACUUCUUUACAAUGAUUUGUUGAUCAUAGAUCGUGCAGGGACACCUCCUUUCCAGGCCCAGGUUCACUGGUCCCUGCUUUCAGUAGCAGAGUUUGUCUGUCAUCAUCCAGAGCAGGGCAGUAUAAUAAACAGAAAAUGGAAGCCACAAAUGUAAUUUUUAUUUUUAUAUACAUGUAAAGUUAAGCUAUUUCAUGUAUAUAAUUUGAUGGAUUAUAACAUAGGUCUAGUCUGUGAUGUCAUCAUGGUCAAGGUAAAUAAACAUCUGUUAUCUCCAAAGUUUCCUUGUACACAUUUGGGUGGGUAGUGCAUAUGUGUAUGUGUAUGUGUGUGUGUGUGUGUGUGUGUGUGUGUGUGUUCUCUUCACAGUUCCAAGUGCACUUGUCAGCUACAAGCAGCACUCUAUUUCCCUGGCCUUCAGCAACAGCCAUUCUACUCUGUCUGUGAGUUCGGCUUUUUCAGUAACUCAUAGUGGGAUCAUGCAGGCCUGUCCAUGUUUCACUUAGCAUGGUGUCCUCAAGGUUCAGCCAUGUCUUCAAAUUGGCAAGACUUCCUCCACCUUUAAGGCUGAAUGUAUCUGACUAGUGAGCAGCUAUGGUCCUUUGCUUAUUUUUUUAACCUUUGUAUAAGUGUCUUGUACUUUGUAGGGUUUUGUGUAUAAUAUCUUAUCCAGCUGUAUUGUUCCCUGUUAAUGGGUGUUUGGAAACAUCCAUGAAAAACACCUUGAACUGGUUGAUACUUCCCCUUGCUUAAGAGAGAAGCCCAGCUUUGGACCCAGCUACCCCGUUCUCUGUCUGCCUCACAGUCCUGUGGCUGAGGUUACUGUUCACAUCUAGUGCCACAAAUAGGUGUGGUUUUGAGGGCCUUGUUGUUGAAAGUAGGAUUCACUAUGAAGCCAAGAUUGGCUAUGAACAAGUCAUCUUCCUGCCUCAGCCUCCAGAGUGGUAAAAUUGUCAGUAUGUACCACAAUGCCCAGCUAAAUUGGUUUUAUUUUGAUACAGGGUUUCUUUGUAGUCCUGGCUGUCCUCACUCUAUAGACCAGGCUAGCCUCAAACUCAGAGAUUGCCUGCCUCUGCUUCCCAAGUGCUAGGAUUAAAGGUGUGCACAAUCCCUGCCCAGCACCAGCUAAUUUUUAAAAAAAUUAACUUUUACCCUGUCUCGAAAAAACAAAAAACAAACAAACAAAAACAAAAUAAAACAAAAAUGAACUUUUGAUCUUGUAGAUUCUUUUGGUUUUUCGAGACAGGGUUUUUCUGUGUAGCUUUGCGCCUUUCUUGGAACUUACUUGGUAGCCCAGGCUGGCCUCAAACUCACAGAGAUCCGCCUGGAGUGCUGGGAUUAAAGGUGUGCACCACCAUCGCCCGGCUGAUCUUGUAGUUUCUUAACCAAUAAAUUGACAUGAAUUUAAGACAACCCCCCCAAAAAAAUUACUCAAAAUUCUCCAAUUUUAUGUAUUCUUACAUAUAGUUGCAUGGAAUAUUAUCCUCUAUGUAGAUGGGUGUUACACAUAGGACACUUCUGUUAAUAUCACUAACCCUUCAAUCCUUGUCUAUAAUAUUGAGAAAUGCUGUAAAUAGAAUCGUAAAACAUA